This is a messenger RNA of Eurytemora carolleeae, 672 nucleotides long. RefSeq lists its product as uncharacterized. The coding region runs from base 49 to 672 and encodes 207 amino acids. The transcript is spliced from 5 exons. The record is from RefSeq and is a predicted model, not a curated record. NCBI's taxonomy places the organism in Eukaryota, Metazoa, Arthropoda, Copepoda, Calanoida, Temoridae.
GAACCAGAGUUUGUGGCAAAGGCUCAAUUCCUUUACCUUCAGUUAACUAUGAAUGGAGAACUGGUUCAACACGAUUCCGCAAGCAGCACUGCAACAAUUUCUACAACCGCUGAGGUUCAUUCUGAUAAACUAAAUAAAUUGGAGUCCACUGGAAACACAACUAAAGAAGCUCGGAGUAUGGAAUCAGAUGGUUCAGAAGUUCGAAACUCUGAUUUAGAAGUUGGGAUUCCUGGUGUUGAUGUUGGAAAUGCUGAUUCAGAAGUUGGGAAUUGUGGUUCAGAAGUUGAAAAUACUGGUCCAGAAGUUGGGAAUUCUGAUCCAGAAGUUGGGAAUUCUGGUGGGAAUGGUUUUACGGAUCACAGUGCUAUUAUCUUUGAAUCUCGAACAAAAGGAAUUAUGAAAGAAUCAGAUAGAGCAGAACGGAAGGUUUAUAGAAAACUUCUUGAAUAUUUUACUUCAAGAGAGAGUUCAUUUCAGGCCGAAAUGAGGCCUAGUAAACGUGGAAAAACUGCAAAAGAUUCUGUAGAACCAGUGAAAAGCAGGAUACCUGGAGAAGAUGCCUGGACUACGGUUAAAAUAGUGAAUCCCAACAUUUACAUAGGAUUAGAUUUAACCAAGAAUAAGCCUGUUGUUACAGACAAAAACCCCCACUUAGAAGGUAUAAGUCUUUGA